Messenger RNA from Aspergillus campestris IBT 28561, 558 nucleotides. RefSeq lists its product as uncharacterized. The transcript has a single exon. Lineage: Eukaryota; Fungi; Ascomycota; Eurotiomycetes; Eurotiales; Aspergillaceae. The coding region runs from base 1 to 558 and encodes 185 amino acids. The record is from RefSeq and is a predicted model, not a curated record.
AUGAAGUUCGUCAACUCUAUUGCCAUUGCAGGCAUUGCCUGCAUCGGGAUGCUCCCCACCGUAUCCGCUAUCUUGGGCACGUCCUGCCUCUCGGCUCUCAAGGCAGCGAACCAGGUCCCCGAACUCUUCAUCGAGCAUCUGCAGCGCGAGGCAUGCAGCGUUGGCUGUGAGCCCACCUUGCAACAGUGGCAGCACGCCUUGAAGGGUCAGAUUAUCGGCGAACUCGUGGAGGAUGGCACAGCCUUCUGCAAUGCCCCGGAGGCCAAGGAGGCAAUUACAGACUUCCUGGAGGAUCUGAUGCUCGGAACUGGCGAGGCGUGUAAGGACAAAUUCGAAAAUAAACAUCUCUGCCAUGACCCCGAGUCUCUGGACCCGUUCCUUGCCUGCGUCCGUUCCAAAUCGCAGUCGGCAGUGAUGAAGUCCGCACCCCGUCUGUUUCGCUACAUGUCCGAGGCCCGAUGUCGCAAGGCAGAGGAGUAUUUUACCGGUGAUCAACUGUGGAAGAAGGACUUCCCUGAGCAUAUCCAGAAAUAUCUCUCGGAGUGUCGUGAGCUGUGA